Schistosoma spindalis is the source of this 2127-nucleotide messenger RNA. NCBI's taxonomy places the organism in Eukaryota, Metazoa, Platyhelminthes, Trematoda, Strigeidida, Schistosomatidae. The record is from the annotation of a GenBank genome assembly.
AUUUGAACCAUUUGAAGCUCAAGGUCACUCUCCGCAUGUUCUCCCUUUUUCUGUCAAGUUAGAGAGCUGUUCUGUCUUCAUUCUUCAGUAUUCUAAAUAAUAAAUAAAACUCUUUUUUUAACUCUCUCAAACCAUUCUUUGUACUUCAAACCACUUACUGUACAUUCAGAUCACAUUCAAUAUAUUUUCGGAACAGAUGUCAUCGUUACAAUAUCUGAUACUAGCUUACAUAUUAAAUCCCUGGGUAAGCGCUUAUUGCCUACUUUGAAGAUCACGGAUUUAAAUGGAUCUGACAUUCCCAAGUCAUACAUUUUAUGGUGUUGAGUUCCCGGCAGUGGUAAAUAAUGUAGAGACUGCUAUUGAAAUGCUUGGUGGACUCAGUCAAAUAUCUGAGGUAUUCGCUGACGAAAAACGUCGUUUAAAUCUCUCUUUUCGUCCGCAUAUGGUGUAUUCAAAGCCUGCUUGUGGAGAUGGUCGUUCGUCCAACUCAUUUAUCAUACGUAUUCAGCGCCUUAGGAAUAAGGUCACAGGCGAGCUCAAAUUAGUUCCUGUUAUUCUGGGGCGCGUAACUCGGGUUUAUAAAUUCGAUGCUAUGGCUGAUUUUCAGUUUGGUCCAUUUGAGCGUGUUCCGACUACAGAUAAAAGUGAAGGAUCUAAAGUCAUUCCACCUAAUUAUAAAAUAUUCUACAAUGAUCUCAUAAUCAAGGAUCCAACAACAAUGAUUGAUUCUUAUUUAUCUCGUGAUAUGCCAUUGUAUCUACCACCGGUCCUGUUUAGUCGCCAAGAUACUCCAAUUUUUUACAAUUUUGCUCCUCGUUAUCGCACGACUGAGUACAUUCAACUUGAAGAAAAGAGUCAUAAACUGCCAGUUUCAAGAAAGGCCCGACCGACGUUUGGAUAUCUAGUGAACUUGGAUGAUGUAACUCCUACUUCUCCUAGGCCUGGAGCGAUACAACGAGUAAUAAAUCUUGGGUUAUCUGCUAUUCAAGUAAAGGAUGAAAUUCAAAAACUCUUCGAUGAGCGACCGAUUUGGAUGCGUCCAGCAUUGGCUUACCACAUGCCUGGAGAUACUCGAUUGAUUUAUUUUACUCAGAUACUUCCUUCUGUAGCUUACUAUAUGAUUCGUGGACCAUGGAGUCGAGCUUGGAUCCGGUAUGGUUACGAUCCUCGCAAAGAUCCCGAAGCUCGCCGUUAUCAAGUAAUUGAUUUUCGAGUACAAGCUUAUAUGGUUGUACGUAAAUUAUUAUGUCAUUCUUCAUCAAGGAAACGUAUGCUAUGCACGGAUGCCAAUAAACGAGUUUUAGCGGAUUGUCGUAAAUCUUAUGAAUCUAUAAAUUCCAGGGAGGAUAGUUUCUUUGACGAAAUUUUGAACAGCUCGAAGAAAUCUCAAGAAGAUAAUAUCGACCACGAUGGAAACGAUGAAUUAGAUCCGACUAUCAUUGAUGAUGCUGAGGAUGACGAUGCUGAUGACAGAAUACAAAAAAAUUUAGGCAAGGUUGCAGAUUAUCGUUUUGGACCUAAUAACUGGCCAACUACACAUCAAGUCCGUUAUUGUCUCUCAGAUAUAGAGAUCCCUGAGGUACAAGCGAUGUUAGAAGAAGUACCUGAGCGAACUGAAAUUGAUCCAGUAGAUGGCUGGCUCCGACCUGGAGGUAUCAAAAGAAUACGUGAUCUUUUAGGGCAAUAUUUGAAAAAGUGGAUAUCUGAAUCAGACCCAACACAUGCAGAUAGUGGUGCUGAGUAAUAAUACUCCAUGUUGCAUUACCUCUUACUUUAAUGUAUCAUAAUUUUGCAUUUUGUCCAGAAUUUUUUUUCUUUUAUUCAAGCAAAGUAAUAAUCUUUUUUUCAUACCGUUGCAACAGUUUUCACUUAACAUUAUGUACUUGUUUCUAUUUUUCUUCUUUGCAUAGAGUUUUCUUCUUACCAUCCGUAUACUUUGUUAUACAUUUUAAUUAGGAUAUAUUCUGUCUCAGUUCAAUAUCUUUAUUUAGUGGUGUAAUUUCUGAUGGAAAUUUACUUUGUUAGUAUUGCCUUCACACUUUUUCUCAUUGUUCAUUAUUUUGUAACUGCAAAGGUUCCUGUGUAAUUUCCACUGUAAAAAAUUAUACUUAAAUGUGUUUUAUUUAA